This is a messenger RNA of Sebastes umbrosus (honeycomb rockfish), 2014 nucleotides long. It is a transcript of the gene f2, whose product is annotated as coagulation factor II (thrombin). The coding region runs from base 82 to 1944 and encodes 620 amino acids. The transcript has 15 exons. The record is from RefSeq and is a predicted model, not a curated record. Gene Ontology annotation, biological process: platelet activation; proteolysis; positive regulation of blood coagulation. NCBI's taxonomy places the organism in Eukaryota, Metazoa, Chordata, Actinopteri, Perciformes, Sebastidae. Gene Ontology annotation, molecular function: calcium ion binding; serine-type endopeptidase activity. Gene Ontology annotation, cellular component: extracellular region.
AGAGACCGGGAGACAGAUCGAGGACGGACUCUGCUGGAUCUGGAUCUGGUUUUGAGGUUCUGCUUGUUGGAGAUCUGGAUCAUGGUGGAGGCCACGUCGAAACCAGCUGCUGUUCUACUGCUGGUUCUACUGAACAGCUGCCUGGCCCAGCAUGUGUUCCUGGAGAGCCAGUCGGCCUCUCAGCUGUUGGUCAGGGACCGACGAGCCAAUCAGAUGUUUGAGGAGGUGAAAUCAGGGAACCUGGAGAGAGAGUGUGUUGAGGAGAUCUGUGACCAUGAAGAAGCCAGAGAGGUGUUCGAACAGCCGGAUAAAACGGAGAUCUUCUGGACCAAGUAUCUGGACUGUAAAGGGACUGAGAUGAUCAGAACUCAAGACAACAUCGACCUGGUCAGACGGUGUAUAGAAGGUCAGUGUAUUUCAGGUUCUGGUUCAGGUGUGAACUACGAAGGAAACAUCAACAUCACACAAUCAGGACGAACAUGUCAACACUGGAGGCACAGCUUCCCACAUCCCAUAAUAAGGGAGUUCAACUCUUCAGAACCAGACAGCGUCCUGCAGGAGAACUUCUGUCGGAACCCCAACAACCGUCCAGAGGGACCCUGGUGUUUCACCACCGACCCCACGGUCCAGAAAGAGACCUGCAGGGUCCCCACAUGUGGUCAGGACUUUGUCCCGCCCACCGUGGCCCCUGAACCAAUCAGAACCAGCGAUUGUUUACUCAACUACGGUGUGGACUACAUCGACGACCUGGCGGUCACCCUGGGGGGUCACACCUGUAUGGCGUGGUCCUCGCUGGAGGCCACGGAGCGCAGCGUGGACAAGGAAUUCAUCCCCGAGGUCAGUCUCCAGGGCAACAAGUGCCGUAACCCUGACAAAGACCCCGAGGGCCCCUGGUGCUACGUGAAGGUCUCUGGAAACGUGACCAUCGACUACUGCGACCUGGAGCUGUGUGAGGACCUGCUGGUGGACGACCUUCUGACCUCAGAGACUGAAGGUCGCGAGCGCUCUGUCCUCACGACCAAGAAACUCUUCUUCAGCCCUCGAACCUUCGGACAAGGAGAGAGUGUGUGCGGAGAACGCCCCUUGUUUGAAGCUCUGAAGAAAGAGGAUGCGAAGGAGGGCGAGCUGCUGGAGUCAUACCGGGAACAACGCAUCGUCGGGGGCGACGACGCCGAGGUGGCCUCGGCACCAUGGCAGGUGAUGCUGUACAAGCGCAGCCCUCAGGAGCUGCUGUGCGGCGCCAGUCUGAUCAGCGAUCAAUGGAUCCUCACCGCCGCUCACUGCAUCCUCUACCCGCCCUGGAACAAGAACUUCACUGCCAACGACAUCCUGGUCCGACUGGGGAAACACAACCGGGCCGCGUUUGAGCGCGGCUUAGAGAAGAUCGUGGCCAUCAGUGAGAUCAUCGUCCACCCAAAGUACAACUGGAAGGAGAACCUGAACCGGGACAUCGCUCUGCUGCACCUGAGACGACCCGUCACCUUCACCGAUCGGAUCCACCCCAUCUGCCUGCCGACCAAGAAGGUCGCCAAGACGAUGCUGUCUGCCGGAUAUAAAGGUCGAGUCACCGGUUGGGGGAACCUGCAGGAAACCUGGAACCCCUCAGCCAGAAAUUUACCCAAAUACCUCCAGCAGAUCCAUCUCCCCAUCGUCGAGCCGAACAUCUGCCGGAGCUCCACGUCCGUCAGGACCACCGACAACAUGUUCUGUGCCGGUUAUAAACCGGAGGACGCCCAUCGUGGAGACGCCUGUGAGGGAGACAGCGGUGGACCGUUUGUGAUGAAGUACCCGGCAGAGAACCGCUGGUACCAGAUGGGCAUCGUGUCGUGGGGCGAAGGCUGCGACCGCGACGGGAAGUACGGCUUCUACACCCACGUGUUCAGGAUGAGCCGCUGGAUGAGGAAGAUCAUCGACGCGGCGGGAAAAGACGACGGCGACGAUUAGACUCAUUUCCUGUUUCCUGUUGUGACUGUUCAGCAACAGAAUGCUAAUAAAGUUUAUCCACAUCCUACAA